Molecule: messenger RNA, 935 nt
Organism: Nilaparvata lugens (brown planthopper)
Lineage: Eukaryota; Metazoa; Arthropoda; Insecta; Hemiptera; Delphacidae
Product: cyclin-dependent kinase inhibitor 1B
Exons: 2
Coding region: 278-874 (198 amino acids)
Biological process (GO): regulation of cell cycle
Cellular component (GO): nucleus
Molecular function (GO): cyclin-dependent protein serine/threonine kinase inhibitor activity
Source: RefSeq, a predicted model, not a curated record
UCCAGUUUUCGAAAAUAGUCAGUCUCAAUUCUGUCGACUUUGAGUGAAGGUUAGGAGCCAUUUUUAGUUUUUAACCUCAUGUUGUUAGUUUGCUACGACAGUUGAGUUUGAAAAAUUGUGGUGAAUUUGUUGAUAAUAUUGUGCCAAGGAUUUGUGAUGAAAGUGGUGUUGUGCGUAUUGUCGUUUUCGAUUUGAACACGGAUAGUUGUUUGAGUUCACGCCAACUUCUCGUCUUGGAUUAUUUUUGUGAAGACUGAAAAACCUCUUCUAAUUUAUCAUGAGUGCUCAAGUUUUUAAUCCGAUGGCAAUUUCGGAAUUCCGAAGGCUAGUCAGUCAUCCGAACAACAAUAACAACAGCAGCAUAGACAGGAUACGUCGAAAUCUGUUUGGUCCCGUAGAUCGAGAUGAGAGUCGUGCGCUAGCUGAACGUGAGCUGGCAAAAAUUCGUCGCAUCGAUAUGGAAAAUUGGAGUUUUGAUUUUGCUAAAGAAGAACCUGUCAACGGGCCUGAUUCGAAGUUUGUUUGGGAAAGAUUAACGCCCCAAGAUGUACAUGAAUCAUAUGCGUUGCGGCGAUUCGAAUAUCUUGGCAUGGCUGCUACUACCACAAACAAGACCACUGUCUCAAGUAUGCCGGCUUCAGACGCUGUUUCAACGUCAGAAAGAACAAAAUCGCAACAACAAAAACAAAUUACCGAUUAUUUCCUGGCCGCACGACGACGCCCUUCAUCGCUGAGUCUCUCCAGCAACUCGAAGAAAUUAUCCAAGUCUUCAAAACCGAUUCUCCGUUCGCUGCGACUCUCCAGCCAGGUUAUGUCGUCGAAAAAGUCGAGCCGAGUGACGUCUUCACCAGCGUCCGCUAUCCGCCGAAGCUAGAAGAUCUCCUGGAUACAUUCUUCUACAAAAAUACUUUGUAAACUAUGAUAGAUACACUAAA